CUUGAACCCUAAAUUAAAAAACAGCCACAAUUCAACAAAAGCUCCCAAAUCGAUUCUGAUUUCUUCAUCAUAAACAUAUUCCGAUUUCGUCUUCUUCUUCAUUGUUGGUCACCGUCUUCGUGUUCCGUGUUGGUGUUCGUCUUCGUGUUCCGUGUUGGUGUUUGUCGCCUUCUUCUUCUUCAUCGUCUUCGUGUUGGUGUUCGUCGUCUUCUUCUUCAUCGUCUUCGUGUUCGUGUUUGUGGUCGUCUUCUUCAUCGUCCUUUGUAUUUCGUUGUUUCUUCUCUUGUUCUCUGUUUCGUUUCUUCUUCGUCAUGUGUUCGUGUUUGUGUUUCGUUUCUUCUUCGUUUGUAUUUCGUUGUUUCGUCUCUUGUUCUCUGUUUUUUUGGGAAAGAAUGUCUUGUCAUUCGUAUUUAGUUACAAGCGACAAUUCUCAUUUGAGAAUUAGAAGAAGAGAAUGUUUGUGUGGACUUGAAUCUCCUUUGUGUACUUCUUGGACGGCUGAAAAUCCAGGUCGAAGGUUUCAUGGUUGUGGAUUUUAUAAGUUACAGGGUAAAAAAUCUUGCAAUUUUUUUGAUUGGUUUGAUGAGCCAAUGACAGAACGUGCAAAAGAAGUUAUUAUGUCUUUGAUGAAAAGGAUUGAUGAAUUCAAGAAGAAAGAUAAUGUGACAAAAAAUUGUGAUGAUGAAAUGAAGUUGAAGUUGAAACGAAUGAAAGGCUUUCUGACACUUUCCUGGCUUUUGAUUAUUGUUCUUUUGGUUAUUGUAAUGUUGAAGUAAUUAAAAUGAUUGGAUUAAGGGUGUUUUGUAAUGAUGUAAUUUAGGGUGUUUAUGGUUGAAAU
This is a messenger RNA of Cicer arietinum (chickpea), 838 nucleotides long. The record is from RefSeq and is a predicted model, not a curated record. NCBI's taxonomy places the organism in Eukaryota, Viridiplantae, Streptophyta, Magnoliopsida, Fabales, Fabaceae.